UUUCUUCUUGGACCAAGAUGACUGAUGGAAACCUUUCCACCUCAAUGAAUGGUGUAACAUUGAUGGGCAUUCUAGAAGGUCGGCCAGGAGACUCACUUCAGGACCUGCAACACCUGAGUGUCAAGGCACCCAUAUCCCUUUCAGUGCCUGACUAUGGACCCUCACUAAAACUUGGUUCUUUGGAAGAUCGACACAGCCUUCAAUCAGUAGACUCAGGCAUUCCUACUCUGGAGAUUGGCAACCCGGAGCCUGUGCCCUGCAGUGUGGUUCAUGUGAAGAGAAAGCAGUCUGAGUCAGAGGUCAUCCCUGAGCGGGCUUUCCAGAGUGCGUGCCCCCUGCCGUCCUGUGCACCCUCAGCUCCCACCAACAGUGAGCAGGAGCAAGUUGUACGGAAGUCUUCCACAUUUCCCAGGACAGGCUAUGACUCAGUGAAACUCUAUAGCCCCACCUCCAAAGCCUUGAGCCGAAGUGACAAUGUCUCUGUCUGUAGUGUGUCUAGUCUUGGCACAGAGCUGUCAACUACACUGUCAGUCAGCAAUGAGGACAUCUUGGACCUCAUGGUCACAAGCAGUUCCAGCGCCAUUGUGACCCUAGAGAAUGAUGAUGACCCACAGUUUAUUGAUGUUACUCUGAGCUCCAUCAAGGAAACCAGUGACCUACACCAGCAGGAUUGUGUUGCUGAGACUGAGGAGGGGAGGAAAUUGAAACUAUUUCAACCAUUCAGUCACUUCUUUACGAGGAAUUUGCUUGCUAGAAAACAAAAUGCAAGACUUGAUAGACAGAGAGACUUGGGAUGGAAGCUGUUUGGAAAAGUCCCACUUCGAGAGACUGCUCAGAAAGAUUCAAAGAAAACACAAAAGGAAUAUGAAGACAAGGCUGGAAGACCAAGCAGGCCACCCUCUCCAAAGCAGAAUGUGAGGAAGAACCUGGAUUUUGAGCCGUUGUCCACCACAGCACUCAUCCUUGAGGACAGACCUGCAAAUCUCCCAGCAAAACCAGCUGAAGAAGCCCAAAAGCACAGACAGCAAUAUGAAGAGAUGGUGGUGCAGGCCAAGAAACGAGAGCUUAAAGAAGCCCAGAGGCGGAAGAAGCAGCUGGAGGAAAGGUGCAAGGUUGAAGAGAGCAUCGGAAAUGCCGUCCUCACCUGGAAUAAUGAGAUCUUGCCCAACUGGGAAACCAUGUGGUGCUCUAAGAAGGUUCGAGACUUGUGGUGGCAGGGAAUUCCUCCAAGUGUAAGAGGCAAAGUAUGGAGCUUGGCCAUUGGCAACGAGUUGAACAUCACCCACGAGCUCUUUGACAUCUGUCUUGCCCGGGCCAAGGAGCGGUGGCGGUCCCUCAGCACUGGCGGCUCAGAAGUGGAGAAUGAAGAUGCUGGGUUUUCAACAGCUGACAGAGAGGCCAGUCUGGAACUUAUUAAACUGGACAUUUCUAGAACAUUUCCUAAUCUCUGCAUUUUCCAGCAAGGUGGUCCAUAUCAUGACAUGUUGCACAGUAUUUUGGGCGCUUAUACUUGUUACCGGCCGGAUGUGGGUUAUGUUCAGGGCAUGUCAUUUAUAGCUGCAGUGUUGAUCUUGAACCUAGACACUGCAGAUGCCUUUAUUGCUUUUUCUAAUCUUUUGAAUAAACCCUGUCAAAUGGCAUUUUUCCGAGUGGACCAUGGCCUUAUGUUGACUUACUUUGCUGCAUUUGAGGUAUUCUUUGAAGAAAACUUGCCGAAAUUGUUUGCGCAUUUCAAGAAAAACAACUUAACUGCAGACAUCUACCUGAUCGAUUGGAUCUUCACCUUGUACAGUAAGUCCCUGCCCUUGGACCUGGCCUGCCGCAUCUGGGACGUGUUCUGUCGAGACGGGGAGGAGUUUCUCUUCCGUACCGCUCUGGGCAUCCUGAAGCUAUUCGAGGAUAUCCUGACGAGGAUGGACUUCAUUCACAGUGCCCAGUUUCUGACCAGGCUGCCUGAGGACCUGCCAGCAGAUGAGGUGUUCGCAUCCAUCGCCACAGUCCAGAUGCAGAGCCGGAACAAGAAAUGGGCACAGGUGCUGUCUGCGCUGCAGAAAGACAGCCGGGAAAUGGAAAAAGGAAGCCCAUCCCUCAGACACUGAGGCUUAGGGGUUCCUUGCACUUGGCAAAGAAGCAGAGCUCCACAUGGCACCUCUGUGCUUUCAGACUGAAGCCUGUGAAGAACAGGGCUCUUUCCAUGUUGGAUUUCUCAUGCUGGAGUUGGCCUUAAAACAAAGCAGCUCUUAAAGAAUUACAUCCAGGCUUAGCCUUAAGCGGCUCAGUGGACCUCUGCACUGGAAUUGGUCAUGGCUAGCACUGCAUUUUCCACAUGGGUUCAAGAAAGGGCAGGCUGUCUCCUUGCUCCUUUAUUCCAGCGCAGUUAAUUAAAUUGUGAUGCUAUUAUGCCAACUACUGGAAGGUAUAUUACAAUCUUUCUUAGCCAAGAGGCAUGAGAAAUAUUAUUAGGAGACCACAAAGAUGUUAUUGGCUCGUAUGUUGGUUAAGAAAAGAAUUAUUUAUUUAGUUACUGAAAUAAUCUUUCCAGAGAUGGUGGGGUUUUUUUGUUGUUUUGUUUUUAACUUCAUUUUUAUCUUAUGAGCAUUGGUAUUUUAUCAUGGUUUUUCCAGUCCCCUGGAACUGGAGUUACUUACAGACAGUUGUGAGCUGCCAUGUGGGUGCUGGAAAUUGAACCUGGGUCCUCUGGAAGAUCGGUCAGUGCUCUUAAACCGCUGAGCCAUGUCUCUAGCCCGAAGGGUGUGUUUUAAAUCUCCCUGCCAAGGACAGCAUAAGGAAGAUUGACCUUCUAGGAUAGUUGCUGGUGAAUGUUCAUAGACUCCUGAAAAGUCACCUGACCUUUGUGUUGUCAUUUGACCCUGUUGCCUUGACACAUGACAGCAGAAAGACUGAGAGUUCACAUUAUGAUCCCGCUCUCCCAAGUAACUAACAUUCAUUGCAUCUUGGGAGCCAUAGUGUUUGGAGCAGGGGAGCCACGUGCUGAGAAGCAAUAGAGAUGGGCCCUGUAAAGAAAGGAAUAGGAAGAGACUGCAAAAUUUGCUUCUCUUAACCUGCAUGUUUCUGGGAGGCUGGUCAUGGCAGCCUUUGAAGACAUCGCCGUGUGGGAGACAGUUUCCUUGCUUUAGCUGAAUGUCCCUUUUUGCCUUUGUCACCUGAGUAGCUGGACCCCUCCUAAGUGCCAGUGAUUCUCUCCUGUACCCAUCUGGCUUUAGAAGAUAGGCUUCACACACUGCUGUGGGAACUGAAGAGAAGGGCAGUCUUCCGGAUUCUCAGCGUCAUCAGCCUUUCCCUUUCCAGCUGAUUUCUCUCAGCUCAUUGGUGAGGGUGUUGGUGGUGUAGCUUUUCCUUGACUUGAGAACUUUGUAUAAGUAAUUUGAUUAUCCAAAUUCACAGAAAUGAAUAGUUUUUGCAUAGAAUAAUACAAAAGACAUCCAGUAUCUGUGGAAACUGAUUACCUCCUGAUAAUCCACUGGCAUCCUUGUCCCUGAGGGUACAGGUAGGCCGGGAUUGAGAACCUAUUUUCCAGCAAAUGCCUAUGUGGUCUAUAGUCCAUAGCCCUCUGAAACCAUACCUGCUACCCCCAGAAAUCAUCCUCUCCAUCAUUCUAGUGUCUGACAACCAUUGGGGAGCCCUUGACUGACUACAGCAUGUGGCAGGGAGACUUGGGUCGGCCUUAUGACGGUGUAUUUGCAUGGGUUCCCUUCAUGUGCUGUGCUUGUUGGUGAUAGCCCAGUGCAUCAGCAGGUUGUCAUAUUCACGCCAUUCACCCAUGCCACCACUCUUCUCCUGGAGUCUCAUUUGUAGUCUCUUGGCUUCUCCAGGGAGGCUACCGAACACCCUCCAUAUAGCUCUCUGCCUUAGUGUGAAAGGCUGAUGUCUGACCUCUUGGAGGAGGAUGUCUUCAUCAGCCAUCCAGUGUCCUCCAGAUCCAGCCAUUCUUGACAUCAGAUACUGAAUGUAGCCCAGGCCCAGCUGGCCUAUGAGGAGCGGAGUACCCAGACCUGUCUGCUGUCGUUCCUUUCAGAUGUACUUAGUUUUAUUCCAUGAUAUGGGCAUCUGUUCUCUCAAGAUGUAUAUAUUUUCUUACUGUACAUAAAGACAUUCCUAAGUCAUACAGAAAGUGUUGUGACAAGGGGACUUGGGCACCUUGUUGUGAAUGCCAUUGUGGAAUUCUCUGUGUGUUCACAAUCCAGCUCUUAACUUUUCUUGUUUGACAUAAAUCUGUGGGCAUGGAUGAAGUUCUCAAACAGGACUCCAUGCCAGCCAAGCACUGACUGCAUCUCUAGUCCAAACAGGGUUUUCAUAGCCUGUUUGUAUGAGCCUGAUGUGCCCUCUCCUUAGAGGCUAUACCGUUCCAAGUUCCUCUUCUCUGAGGGCAUCUCUCCUGCUCCUGUUAUGGCAAACUGGAAACAGAUCCUACAGAAGUCUGCACCUCCCACCUCGCUUGCAGUUGACUUUCAGUCCUAAACUUGAGGGUGCUGGGCAGCUCUCACUCUAGAGGGAGCUUGCAAGGGAGGCUUCCUGUCACCUUGGGAGCAAUGCUCACUUCAAAGGUACUUCUAACUACUCAGUUUGUGACUAUAUUUUCCAUGUUUGCCAAUAGGAAACUCCUGAUAACACUUGCUACAUAUCAUGUUUUAAUUGCUUGUACAGUUAACCUUUAAUUUUAUUUAGUAAAAUGUAUCAAACUAGGACUUUUUGAAUUGUAAAUACGUGGUUUUAUUAAAUAAAGUCAUGUAAAAUUGUUA
Messenger RNA from Alexandromys fortis (reed vole), 4760 nucleotides. RefSeq names its product TBC1 domain family member 14 (gene Tbc1d14). Bases 18 to 2099 code for a protein of 693 amino acids. The transcript is spliced from 13 exons. The record is from RefSeq and is a predicted model, not a curated record. Lineage: Eukaryota; Metazoa; Chordata; Mammalia; Rodentia; Cricetidae.